AACCCAGCUCUGGAUGUGUCCACGGCACGAGCCUUGAUGGCUGUUGCCACCGCUGGCUGCGGGGUAGCCAUCGCUUUCUCCAUCCUCACCAUCACCUUCUGCAUCUUUUUAAGGUGCAGGUUCAGGUCCGAGGAGACCCUCCGCAUUAACCUGGGGCUGCACGCGAACCUCGUGGGCAGCCUGCUCCUCCUCAACCUGGCCUUCCUGCUCAACAGCGGGCUCUCCGGUGGGACCCAGCUGGGGACCUGCAAGGUCCUGGGGGGGCUCACCCACUACUGCCUGCUCUGCUGCUUCACCUGGAUGGCGCUGGAGGGCUGUCACCUCUACCUCCUCUUCGUCAAGGUCCUCGGCACCUACAUCCACCACUACCUGGCAAAGCUGUGCCUGGUCGGCUGGGGCUUCCCCGCUCUUGUGGUGGGGGUGGCAGGAGUCAUCAGCAGCUACGGAGAAUACAGCAUCCAGACCACGGACCACCAGCUCAUAGCCAACCUGUGCUGGAUCACUUCCGAACAUCUCCUGGUCCACUACAUCACCAACUGUGGCUACUUCAGCCUCAUCUUCCUCUUCAACAUGGCUGUCUUUGGGGUCGUGACCCAGAAGAGCUGCCGCCGGCAGGGCACAGGGUCGGUGCAGGAGGACCGCAAGGCCUGGAAGGUGGCCCUGGUGGCAAUGGGGCUCUUCUGCCUGCUAGGAGCAACCUGGGCCCUGGCAUUCCUCACCCAUGGCACCUCCUCUGUGCCCAUACUCUACCUCUUCACCGUUCUCAACUCCCUACAAGGAAUCUUCAUAUUCAUCUGGCUGUUCGUCCUCUACUACCCAAAGACGAAGGAGACUGCUGGCUCCCUCUCCCACAUCAUCAAACACGACAAAACCACCACAGUCUCCCAGGACUAG
Molecule: messenger RNA, 894 nt
Organism: Phaethon lepturus (White-tailed tropicbird)
Lineage: Eukaryota; Metazoa; Chordata; Aves; Phaethontiformes; Phaethontidae
Product: probable G-protein coupled receptor 97
Exons: 5
Biological process (GO): adenylate cyclase-activating G protein-coupled receptor signaling pathway; cell surface receptor signaling pathway
Cellular component (GO): membrane
Molecular function (GO): G protein-coupled receptor activity
Source: RefSeq, a predicted model, not a curated record